This is a messenger RNA of Hippocampus comes (tiger tail seahorse), 2633 nucleotides long. RefSeq names its product oocyte zinc finger protein XlCOF22-like. Gene Ontology annotation, cellular component: nucleoplasm. Lineage: Eukaryota; Metazoa; Chordata; Actinopteri; Syngnathiformes; Syngnathidae. The transcript has 2 exons. The record is from RefSeq and is a predicted model, not a curated record. The coding region runs from base 56 to 2362 and encodes 768 amino acids. Gene Ontology annotation, biological process: regulation of transcription by RNA polymerase II. Gene Ontology annotation, molecular function: RNA polymerase II cis-regulatory region sequence-specific DNA binding; DNA-binding transcription repressor activity, RNA polymerase II-specific.
ACACAUCGCCAUGCAGUGAUUCAGUGAGUGUCGAGCUGUGUGGUCGUCGUUUGAAAUGAAAAUGUGUGCAAAAAGUGUGAAAGAAGAGUACGAGGAGGAACUUGGUGGAACAAAAGACGACAACGAGCGAAAGCGUCAAUUGGAUGUUGUUUUCGAGAAACCUCAAGUUGUGUUACACGGAGCAGACGUCUGUGAAGAAAAUCUUCAUCCUGAGCAGCAGGAGUGGAGCUCCAGGGUGGAGCAGGAGGAGCCAGAUUCCUCACACUUUAAAGAAGAAGAAAAGAGCCCUCACAUUAAAGAGGAAGAGGAGGAACACAGCAUCAGUCAGGAGGGAGAGAAAAUUCAAGGGUUGGAUGGUGACCAUAUCACCAAGUUGACACUGACUGGUGACCAUGUGAAGAGUGAAAAAGAUGAUGAUGAAGAUGAUGAUGAUGAAAAUGAAGAAGGUGAUGACUAUGACCACCACGGAGGACCCAAAGCAGACUGCCUCUUUUCUCCUGACUCUGACAGCUUAAUAUCUGACGCUGAUCAUGAUAAUCACCCUAAAGCUGAAACGACAUGUCCCACCAACAAGAAACCCUGCCAAUGUUCUCAGUGUGACAAAACAUUUUUCAAUCAGUCAAAUUUAAAAAGACACAUGAGAACACACACUAGGGAGAAACCUUUUGCCUGCUCACUUUGUGGUACGACAUUCAAUUGGAAGGCAGAUUUAAUAAGACACACAAGAACACACACUGGGGAGAAACCUUUUGCCUGCUCAGUUUGUGAUAAAACAUUUAAGCAGAAGGGACACUUGAAAAAACACACAAAAACACACACUGUAGAGAAAAAUUUUGCCUGCUCAGUUUGUGGUAAAAGAUUUUCUGUAAAGGGAAACUUAGUAAGACACACAAGAACACACACUGUAGAGAAACCUUUUUCCAUCUCGGUUUGUAGUAAAACAUCAACUCAGGAGGGAACACACACUGUGGAGGAUCCUUUUGCCUGCUCAGUUUGUGGUCAAAUCUUUGCCAGGAAAACAAGUUUAUUAAGACACAUAAGAACACAUACAGGGGAAAGACCUUUUGCCUGCUUGGUUUGUGGUAAAAGAUUCACGAUGAAUUCAGAUUUAACGAGACACAGAAAAACACACACAGGUGCCAAACCGUUUGCCUGCUCAGUUUGUGGCAAAAGAUACACUUGGAAUAAAGAUUUAAUAAGGCACACAAGAACACAUACUGGCGAAAAACCGUUUGUCUGCACAAUUUGUGGGAAAAGAUUCUCUAUGAAGAUAGAUUUAAUACAGCACACAAAAACACACACUGGGGAGAAACCUUUUGCCUGCCUGGUAUGUGGGAAAAGAUUCACUAUGAAGUCGGAUUUAUUAAGGCACAAAAGAACACACGCUAGGAAAAAAAAAACUAUGGGUUCUGCCUGCAACAUUAAUUCUGGAUUACAAGCUCUCUGUCCUGAGAAGCAGGAGCCAAAGUUCCACCGUGUAAAGGAGGAGGAGUCAGUACCUACCAACAUUCAAGAGGAGACUGAGAAACCUCCCUACAUUAAAGAGGAAGAGGAGGAUGAGGAUAUUACCAAGCUGCUAAUUACCGUUGUCUCUUUGAAGAGUGAAGAUGAUGAAGGCAAGGGUCAAAGUGAGGAGACCAGGGAGGCGGAAACUCCAGGCUGCAGCUCAAGUCGGCAUGUGACAACAGAAGGUGAUGGAGGCCACUGCGGACGAUCACAAGCAGACAAUCACUUGGCACCACUAUCGGAUAGUGAUGAUGUAACGUCACGCUCCUCUGACACCGAUGAUGAUAAGUACUCGAAAAGUCACACUGACAACAAACGCUCCAAAUGUUCUCAGUGUGACAAAACUUUUGCUACCAAGUCAACGCUGAAAAGACACAUGAGAACACACACUGGGGAGAAACCCUUUGCCUGUGCAUUUUGCGGUAAAAGAUUCACUGGGAAGACAAAUCUGAUAACGCACACAAGUAAACAUACUGGGGAGAAACCUUUUGCCUGCUCCGUCUGCGAUGAAAAAUUCACUUACAAGGAACAAUUGGGAAGACACACAAUAACACACACUGGAGAGAAACCUUUUGCCUGUUCAGUUUGUGGCAAAAUCUUCACUUGGAAGGUAGAUUUUCGAAGGCACACAAGAACACACACUGGGGAGAGACCUUUUGCCUGCUCGGUUUGCGAUAAAACAUUUUCGAGGAAGUCAAGUUUAAUAAGGCACACAAGAACACACACUGGGGAGAGACCAUUUGCCUGCUCAGUUUGUGGUCAAAGGUUCACUCAGAAAGCCCAUUUAGUUACUCAUGCAAGUACACACACUAAUUCUUCUAAAGGUCACCUUUUGCCUGCGCAAUGUGCAACCUAACGUGAAUUGAUCCAACAGGACUGGUUCAACAGAUUCACGCUUGGUGUGUUUUUUUUCCCAAUUCAUACAGAGUGUGCAGUUAAAUAUUUUUUUUCCAAUUAAGUUACACUUUUGACAACACACACAAGACAACACAUUGAUGAGAAAGAGCAGAACCCGUGCUGAUGAGAAGACCAGCUGUAAAUGAUCUCGAGAUAUGAAAGAUAAUCUUUGAUUCUUUGUGGUAGGUGUUUGUUACCCUCAAUAAAAUACGGUGCAACUCUUCACACAA